CUUUGUCAUUGGUAUUGUCCCUGCGAGAAGUUGUAACCGCUUGUGGCGUUGCCUGAAUAUGCUGGACUAUAUUACCUACGCGAUUCGUCUUCGCGUUGCACGUAUUGACUUGUAACUUUAUAUUGUUACACCGAAAAAAACAAGAGUUAUGUUUGGCCAGCCGCUGGAGCUCAUUUAGAUUGCCUCUCUCAAGGAACUUAAUAACUGACUUCUGGGUUAAGACCUUCUGGAUCCCUGGUGAGAACCACAGUCUAGUCCAAUGAUGAAAUCCAGGAGAGUUGCUGGAUCCAGGAUGGAUGGUCCGUGUGCAAGGUCUUGGAGACAAUGGUAGCUCACGUUCCACUGGGGUACAGAGAUGAUGGCUCAUUUUCGGCAUGGCUUCACAGACUAGAAGCUCAUUAUUUUGUGCUUGAGAGAAUCUCACAGAUGGAGACUCAUUCUCAGGUUUAAUGUGGAUGUACUAAAGGACGGAUCUUGUACGAGAUUCCCACGGGAGAAUUUUCAUGGCUAACAAAGCUGAUUUUACAUAGGAAGAACACGACUUGCUCCUCUUGCAGUUGAAUGGAAAUAAAAGAGAUUCUGUGACCUUGGAAGAUGAAGAUGUUGUUGCCAUGGGAACUCUUAAUCCUGCUGUCACUCAAGAGCUGCCUAGCAGAGAGAAUUAUUCGACAUGGCCCAGUGUUCACCCAAGAGCCCAGUGACAGUGUUUUCCCUUUGAGCGCAGAGGACAACAAGAUAUUUAUUAAUUGCAAAGCCAAGGGAAGUCCAGCACCACAUUACAAGUGGAAAUUCAAUGGGAAAGAUCUUGAUAUUGACAUGGACUUCAACUACAGCCUUGUUGAGGGAAACCUUUUGAUCAAUAACCCUCAGGCAACUAAGCACGGCGGUGUUUACCAGUGUAUCGCCACUAAUGCAUUUGGAACCAUCCUGAGCCGAGAGGCUAAAGUGGAGUUUGCAUACCUGCAGAAUUUCAGCAGCAAGGCCAGAAGUCCAGUAUUAGUGAGAGAAGGACAGGCUGUUGUGCUCCUGUGCGGUCCGCCGCCCCACUUCGGAGAAAUCAGAUACUCCUGGAUAUUUAAUGGCCGCCCUAACGUUGUUGUUGGGGACAACCGACGCUUUGUGUCCCAGAGGACUGGGAACUUGUAUAUUGCAAAAGUUGAGACGUCAGACGUGGGCAACUACACGUGUGUGGUAAGAAAUGUGAUGACCAACACGACCGUCUACAGUUCCCCAACUCCAGUGGUGCUGCGUCGGGACGCUGUGAUGGGGGAGUAUGAGCCAAAGAUUGAAGUCCAGUUUGAAAAAAUGCUCCACGUUGCCAAAGGAUCAUCGGUUCGACUGGAGUGUUUCGCUUUAGGAAAUCCAGUGCCUUCUAUUUCCUGGAAGAGAGCAGACGGAAGCCCCUUUCCAGGAAAAAUGAAGAUAAAUCACUCAAAUGGUGUCCUGGAGAUCCCGUAUUUCCGUCCAGAGGAUUCUGGACUUUAUGAAUGUGUGGCCGAAAACUCCAAAGGACGUAGUAUUGCAAAAGGACGUCUUGUAUUUCAAAAUGUGGAACACCUGCAGUGGUCGCAGACUCUGUAUGACGCAAACAUGGCUAUUGAGUCCGAUCUUCACUGGGAGUGCAAGGCUAAUGGAAAACCUCAGCCUGUUUACCGAUGGCUCAAGAAUGGACAACCUUUGGUGUCUCAGGACAGAAUUCGUGUUGAUGGUGGCGGGUUAACCAUCUCCAACGUAAACCUGAUGGAUUCUGGGAUGUAUCAGUGUUUGGCAGAGAAUGAUAACGGAGUCAUAUAUGCAAGUGCUGAGCUGAAAGUUGUGGCCUCUCCUCCAGACUUCUCAAAAAACCCAGUGAAGAAGACUACGCUGAUCCAGAGAGGGGGGGAAGCUAUCAUCGAAUGCCGGCCGCACGCAUCCCCCAGAGCUUCGUACUCUUGGAGGAGAGGCAACGAGUUCCUGAAAGACAGCAAGAGGCGGACCAUCUCAGAGGACGGCACCCUCAGGAUCACUAACGUUACUAAAUCGGACGCAGGGAGGUACACUUGUGUCGCCAGAAACCCCUUCGGUACAUCCAGCAGUUCUGGGACGUUAGUGGUCAAAGAACCGACCAAGAUUACAGUCCCUCCUUUAAGUAUGGAUGCCACGGUAGGGGAGAGCAUCGUCUUGCCGUGUGAAGUAUCUAAAGACUCCACUCUACACCCCGUCUUCAAGUGGUUCUUCAACGGGAAGCUCAUCGAUUUCAGUAGACACGAUCACUUUGGGAUGAUUGGAGGAGGCUCUUCUGGGGAUCUCAUGAUCAGGAACGUGCAGCUGAAGCACUCUGGGAAGUACGUCUGCAUGGUGCAUACAGCAGUGGACAGUGUGUCUGCAGCGGCAGACUUAAUUGUCAGAGGGCCCCCUGGUGCACCGGUGGGCGUGUUGGUGGGGGACGUUACGGACAGGACCGCUCAGCUCUCGUGGGGCCCCGGACCUGACAACCACAGUCCUGUUACCCUCUACAUCGUGCAAGCCAGGACCCCUUUCUCUAUCGGCUGGCAGGCAGUCAAAACUGUUCCUGAUUCUGUGCCUGGACAGAUGAUUCAUGCGACAGCGGUGAAUCUAAAUCCGUGGGUAGAUUAUGAAUUUAGAGUUGUGGCUAUCAACAACGUGGGGGUGGGGGAACCCAGCAUGCCAUCCAAACCCGUUCGCACCAAAGCUGCAGAUCCUGAAGUAGCCCCAGCUAACGUGAGUGGAGGUGGAGGAAGCCGAGGCGAACUCGUGAUUGUUUGGGAGCCUGUGCCGGAGGAGCUACAAAACGGCGAAAAGUUUGGAUACGUGGUUGCAUUUCGUCCUCUUGGCACCACAACAUGGAAACAAAGCGUGUUGGCCUCGGCAGAUGCAUCACGAUACAUUUAUAAAAACGAUACUUUUUCACCACUCACUCAGUUUGAAGUAAAAGUCGGCGUCUACAAUGAGAUCGGAGAGGGACCGUUUAGCCCUGUGGUCAUUGUAUAUUCAGCAGAUGAAGAACCCUCAGUAGCUCCUCCCAGAGUCUGGGCCCGCACUCUGUCCGCGUCUGAGAUCGAGGUAUUCUGGGAACCCGUCCACCAAAGCGGCAGUAAAGGACGGAUAACAGGCUACGAGGUGCAGUGGUUGGAGGAUGGGUCACCUGAAAGCGAUGCAGAGAGAGUAAGGGUCACGGAAAGCUCAGUCAAUAUCACAGGUCUGAAGGGAAGCACACUUUAUCUGAUGUCAGUCAGAGCACACAACAGCGCAGGCACCGGGCCGUCCAGCGCACCCAUCAGCAUCACCACCAAGAAGCCACCUCCAAGUCAACCCCCGGGGAACAUUGAGUGGAAUCUGACAAACUCAAAGGUUUUUCUGAACUGGGAACAUGUGAAGGCAAUGGACAAUGAAUCAGAAGUAACCGGCUACAAGGUUGUGUAUCGUCAAAACUGGCACAGAGGAAGCGGCGUAGUCGAGACCAACAGGACGUCCGUGGAGCUUCAGUUGCCGUCAGAAGAGGACCUGCUCGUUCAGAUCAAAGCCCUGAGUGACGGAGGAGACGGCAGCAGCAGCAGCCCUAUACGUAUUCCAAAGAUGUCAAGCCUGAACUCAAGGGGAUACUUCAGUUCAGACGCAAGCAAGAUGGCCCAUGUUCAUGGAGUAGUCUUUCUGAUCUUGUCAUGGUUGUUUUCAUAGAACUUUGCCUUUAUUUAAAGCUGAAGUGUGGCAUUUCAAGGAUGAUUAUGGUUUCUCAAACACUCAAGCUAAAAAUGGCUUACUUGAAAGUAAGUAUUAAGAACACUUGGAAAAAAUACACACUUCAGCUUUAAUACUUAAAAAAAAAAUCUAAUUGGGUGGAUAUAGUAACAUUUUCCUUUAUUUUUUUUUUUUUUUUUUUUUUUUAAAAAGUUACAAAUUGGUGACUCAGCUCCAUUGCCUUAUAUUGUGAUGGUUUUUUACCUCUUUGUCAAACUAUUGGUCUUUUGUAUGUAGAUUUUAUGCAAAAAAGCAGGCUUUCUCUUGUAGCUAAUAAUUUUGCUUAGGUGUUCAGAACUGAGAUUCAAAUUGAGCACAACAUUAAGUCCUGUAAUGCAGUAGUGACUUGGAAUGUUGGAUCUUUAAAAGAAAUCCUUGAAUUCCUGUUUUUCCUUCUACACACGUCAGUCAAGUCAGUGACGUUGUGUUUGUGUAUGUAAAAAGGCCUUUAGAUAGAUGAAAUGCAUUAUGUUGUUUUGCAUAAGCCCUGAGAGAUAUUAUUGUUUUGAAGAAUAGUGACAGUUUGGUUUGAUACAUACUGUAGUUCCAGGAUAAUUACGCAGAUUUCUUGCUGCUAGUUGGUAUGAAUUAUUCUUUUGGAAAAUUACGAAAGUCAAUCAUUUGAUGAUUUUAAAAUGAAAUGUAUAUCUUGUUCCUUUGAAUUCAACUCAUAAUUCAUCAGUUCAAUUAUGAUUUCUUCUGCCAUUCACAUUAUCCUACGGGAGACAAUAUGCUAUGGAACACAGUUUUCCUUGCUGAUAUCUCUCAAAGAUUUAUCAUGUUUGUUCUUGUGAUAAUAUUUCUUGCAAACACCUGCUGAGUUUGUAUGCUUGAAGAUGAGACCGAAGUGUGUCAUCAGAACUUAGCUUAAACAGAUAUUCCCUCUGGCGGUUUCAUGUUUUCUAAAUAUCACAGUUCAUACAUCUGAAAGAAAUGUUUUAUAUCCUCUACCUUUUUUUUUUUAAUUUAUAAUUUUUCUCUAUUUGUAAUUAUCAUGCUUUGUGAAAAACUUUUAAACUUUUAUUUAGUUUCUAUUAUUUUUGUAAUAUUUAUUUUAAUAUUUAUGUUUAUUAUUUAUUUAGUUUCUUUUAAAUAGUAAAUCACCUAAUAGCAUCCACAUUUUUGCCUUAGUUUGAAAUUUUGCAUUUUAUAAAUGUAACAUAUUCGUCUGGUGUUUUCUUUUGCUGUUAUGUAAGCAUUUUGACCUAUUUAAUACCUUUGUAUUAACCCUGUACAAUCUCUGAGAGAUAAAAUAAAUAAAAUUUCAUAUUGAAAUAUA
This is a messenger RNA of Labeo rohita (rohu), 5017 nucleotides long. Its product is annotated as contactin-4. The transcript has 23 exons. Lineage: Eukaryota; Metazoa; Chordata; Actinopteri; Cypriniformes; Cyprinidae. Bases 595 to 3678 code for a protein of 1027 amino acids. The record is from RefSeq and is a predicted model, not a curated record. Gene Ontology annotation, molecular function: protein binding. Gene Ontology annotation, cellular component: axon; plasma membrane. Gene Ontology annotation, biological process: axon guidance; cell-cell adhesion.